AGGUUAUAUAGUAAUUUUUCUAUUGCAGUUUCCAGUCAUUUGUCCUGAAGUGCAUAUGUGAGUUGCUGGGAAAGGCUCUCCAAAUCCUUGCUGCAAGUGGGGCUCCCCAGCAACUGCGGAUCUGAAUGAUGCCAGUGAAACUUCACCAGCACCAACCGUGCAGUGAGAGAUAGGACAAAAUUGAUGUGGAUAACACUUCAUCGCAGACCACUCAACCUUCAGACAAUUGCCUAUACUGGUGGCAUCCGGAGCAGCCCUGUGAAAUACAGUCACAAUGCCUAAAAAUGAAAAGCCAGCCACCAAUGAAGGAAAUGAUGUCAGUGAGGUCGACAAUGAAGAAGACAGUGCAGCUGAGAAUCAAGAAAAUGACAGAGGAGCAGAUAAAGAGAGGAAGAGAGCAAAACCAAGAACCAGAAGGGGACAUGGAAGAGGAAGAGCCAGGCAAGGUGGUGAGGAGGAUGGAGAUGAUGAAGAUGGAAUAAGGAGAGCUGGGCAACGCAGGCAAAGAAACCGGAGAGGACGGGGCCGAGCAGGUGGAAAUGAGGGCAGUGAUUCUGAGGGGGAUCCUACAAAAGCCAGGAAGAACCAGGCAAAUCAAAAAUCAAAGGAAGGUGAUGAACAAGAGGAAGAUGAAAAAGGGGGUAAGAGUGGGAAAGGCAAAAAUGAGAAGAAACAGGACAAAAAGGCUGAUAAGAAAGGGAAGAAAGAAAAAGACCAGUUAUCCUCAGGUACUCGAGCCUCUAACUUGGAAGUCUCAGAUGGGGAGCAGAAUAAACCCCCCAAAGUUCAGCUGGAAACACACAGAGACCUACUAUUCCACCUGAACUGUUGUAAAUCCAUGGGACCAGAUGGGAUGAGGAUGCUGAAGGAGCUGCCAGAGGUGGUAGCCCAGCCACUUUCCAUCAUCCAUCAGGAUUCCUGGUCAACUGGAGAGGUCCCAGAGGAUUGGAAACUUGCCAGUGUGACACCCAUCUAUAAGAAGGGUCAUAAGGAGGAUCUGGGAUGA
This is a messenger RNA of Meleagris gallopavo (turkey), 1006 nucleotides long. The record is from RefSeq and is a predicted model, not a curated record. Lineage: Eukaryota; Metazoa; Chordata; Aves; Galliformes; Phasianidae.